AUGGCUAUUCGAAAGCUUCAGGUUGGCAUGGCAGGCUUGGGCCGCGUGGGUAAACUCCAUGCCAUCAAUUUCCUUCAACGCACUCCUCGUGCACAGCUGGUUGCAGCUUUUACCCCUGACCCUGCCGAACUUGCCUGGGGCAAGUUGAAUCUUGAACCCCAUGGUGUCACUUUAUACAGCAACUAUGAUGAGAUUCUCAAACAUCCUGGGAUUGAAGCUGUGGCUAUUGGCACGGCCACAUCUGUGCAUGCUGAGGAGGCCAUCAAGGCCAUCGAGCAAGAUCUGCAUGUUUUGUGCGAGAAGCCACUGUCUACUGAUGUUGAAGUGUGCAAAGCAGUGGUGCAAGCCGCAAGGAAGAAGCCUCAUCUCAAGGUCAUGUGUGGGUUCUCGAGGCGCUUCGAUGACUCGUUCCGCGAUGCCCACGAUAAGAUGGAACAAGGACUUAUUGGACGGCCCUCAAUCAUCCGCAGCCAAACCUGCGACAAGUUUGACCCAUCGGGCUUCUACGUCGAAUACGCAGCCUGGUCCGGUGGUGUCUUUAUCGAUAUGUCGGUCCAUGAUAUCGACCUGACCCUCUGGUUCUUUGGGGAUGAUGUGCUCCCUAAAAGCAUCUCAGCCCAUGGCAUCACCGCCGUCCAGCCAGAACUCAAGAAGCACAAAGACUACGACAAUGCUGUCGGGAUCGUGGAAUUCCAAAACGGCAAGAUUGCCUAUUAUUAUUGCUCGCGGAUGAUGGCCCACGGCCAGGAGGAUACUACUGAGAUCAUUGGCACCGAGGGAAAGCUGACGGUCAAUGGCAAUCCCCAGCGCAACUUGGUGAACCACUACCACUCUGGCGGUAUCACGCGCGAAGUGCCCCCGAACUUCAUGGGUCGAUAUGGUCCCGCCUUUGUGCAGGAAGCAAAUGAAUUUACGGCGGCGUGUCUGGAUAACACACCUCUUCCCAUGAAGCUCACGAAUGCGGUCAAGGCCGUUGAGAUUGGGUCCUAUCUCCAGGAAGCCUUGGUGACCGGAAAGCAGAUCCACUUCGAUGAGAUUGGCCGGCGCAUCGAAAAGGCUCAGCUGUAG
Molecule: messenger RNA, 1068 nt
Organism: Penicillium alfredii
Lineage: Eukaryota; Fungi; Ascomycota; Eurotiomycetes; Eurotiales; Aspergillaceae
Product: putative NAD binding Rossmann fold oxidoreductase
Exons: 2
Coding region: 1-1068 (355 amino acids)
Biological process (GO): NADPH regeneration
Cellular component (GO): cytoplasm
Molecular function (GO): oxidoreductase activity; nucleotide binding
Source: RefSeq, a predicted model, not a curated record